AUGAUGAGGUUCUCUUUAUUGAAAUCAGGCGAUGACUGUGCCGCGAAAAAGAUGAUGACCUGCAACGACAGGCGAUCAUGUGCUAACCCAUGUAAUGGAUUUCCUGACUGCCUGACAGCGGAGGAUGAAAAAUUCUGUCCGCCUGGGUCACUGUGUGGCGUGAACAGGUACGCCUGCGCUGACGGUAAAACCUGCAUCCGCAGGAAUCAGAUAUGUGAUGGGAUGAACGACUGUCCAGACUUUGACGAUGAGAAAGACUGUUCCUGUGAUGGUCCCGGGCAAUACAGAUGUCUCGGUAAGGAGGAGAAGUGUAUUCCUGUCGGUCUGGUAUGCGACAACAUGGAAGACUGUCCCGACGGCGACGACGAAAACUCUUGCCCGCCCGGCUGCAAGUGUAAUGAAGGCCAGUACAUUUGCCUGAGAGGGAAUACGUGUGUGAACCCCGAAGACCUGUGA
This is a messenger RNA of Mya arenaria, 456 nucleotides long. RefSeq names its product LDL receptor repeat-containing protein egg-1-like. The record is from RefSeq and is a predicted model, not a curated record. The transcript is spliced from 4 exons. NCBI's taxonomy places the organism in Eukaryota, Metazoa, Mollusca, Bivalvia, Myida, Myidae. Bases 1 to 456 code for a protein of 151 amino acids. Gene Ontology annotation, molecular function: protein binding.